AGUGAGCGAGCGAGCGACUCUCGUCAGUCCCAAACCCAGAAGAAGAAACUCUCCCAGCGGCGCCCCUUCUCGGCUUCUCCGACCUUCGGAAUCGAAUCGCACCGCGCCCCUCUCUUCUUCAAAACCCUAACCUUUCUCCUAUCUUCUCCUCCCCAUUCCUCAUCCCAAUCCUCGAAUCCCGUCUCCCGGCCUCUCUCUAUUGCUUCUCCAAGGGUUUCGAUCGAGCGAUCGAUCGCGGGGGAAUACGAGAUAGAGGUCUUCUGUGCUGGGGUUUAUCCAAAGUGGGAGUUUUAUUUUUUCUUGGUUUUCUUCGCAUUCGAGCCGUUUGAUUCUAGGGUUUAUAUUGGGGAGGUCAACCCUGGCGGAUUCCACGGUCGGGUGAUGGCGGAUCCACGCCGCUUCCGCCCCCGGUCUGGUGAUAAUCUUGGAUUCGUGGAGUCGGCGUCGGAGGAGGCUCUUGGGCUAGGGUUAGGGUUUGGGCUUAGGAGCGAGGGAUUUGAGGAUUGGAAAGCAUGCUGAGCGUGCUGCGAGUCCAUCUGCCUUCGGAGAUCCCCGUCGUUGGCUGCGAGAUCACGCCCUAUGUGCUCUUGAGGCGCCCGGACAACUCCAUCUCCAACGAGGAUGUCCCCGAGUCCGCCCCCAUCAACGGCUACUGCAUGAGGUAUAAGUGGUAUCGUGUACAAAGUGAUAGAAAAGUUGCUGUAUGCAGUGUACAUCCAACUGAACAGGCAACACUACAAUGCCUGGUUUGUGUCAAGGCAAAAGUACCUAUUGCCAAGAGUUUCCAUUGCACGCCUAAGUGUUUUUCAGAUGCUUGGCAGCACCAUCGGGCUUUACAUGAGCGAGCAAGUAACAUUUCAAAUGAAAAUGGAACAGAGGAGGAAGAAAUGUUUGGACGCUUUAGUAGUAUUGGGUCUGGAGUUACAAAUGCAGGGAUUUCUGGUUCAACAUCCAAUAUUGGACAGGGCCCUAGCAUGAGCAAUGCUUCCACACCUAUAUAUCCCACAGCUUUUGCAGAAAGGAGCGGUGAUAGCUUGUUUGAAGUUGGACGGUGUAGAACAUAUACGCCCACAUCUGAUGAUAUUGGUUAUUCUCUGAAGUUUGAAUGUGUAGCAAUAGAUGCAGAGACAAGAAUACCUGUAGGAAAUGCAAAUGCCAUUAUGAUGUCACGUGUGAUACCAGCUCCAACUCCAACUCCACGACGCAUGAUUCAAGUGAAUGAUGUCUUGGGCCAUAUGGAUCCUGAUAGCCGAAUUGCAUCUUCUGGAACCUUCUCAGUGCUCUCAUACAACAUUCUUUCUGAUGCAUAUGCGACCAGUGAAUCAUAUAGUUAUUGCCCCUCUUGGGCUCUUUCAUGGCCAUACCGUAGGCAGAAUUUGUUAAGGGAAAUUGUUGGUUACCAUGCUGACAUCCUUUGCCUUCAAGAGGUUCAAAGUGACCAUUUUGAGGAGUUUUUUGCACCUGAACUAGAUAAGCAUGGAUAUCAAGCACUUUACAAGAAAAAAACAUCAGAGGUUUAUAGUGGAAAUCCAAAUGCAAUUGAUGGCUGUGCAACUUUUUUUCGCAGGGACAAGUUUUCACAUGUCAAAAAAUAUGAGGUUGAAUUCAAUAAAGCUGCACAGUCUUUGACAGAUGCUGUUAUUCAACCUGGUCAGAAGAAAGUGGCUUUGAGUCGAUUGAUUAAGGAUAAUAUUGCUCUUAUUGUGGUACUUGAAGCAAAAUUCAGUAACCAUGGUGCUGAUAAUCCUGGAAAAAGACAGCUGCUUUGUGUGGCAAAUACACAUGUAAACGUCCAUCAGGAUCACAAAGAUGUUAAACUCUGGCAGGUGCAUACUCUUUUAAAAGGAUUGGAGAAAAUUGCUGUCAGUGCAGACAUUCCAAUGUUGGUGUGUGGAGAUUUUAAUUCAGUUCCAGGAAGUGCUCCUCAUGCGCUUCUUGCAAUUGGCAAGGUAGAUCAACUGCAUCUGGACUUGGCUGUAGACCCCCUUGGGAUUCUGCGCCCUCCUAGCAAGUUAACUCACCAGCUUCCACUGGUUAGUGCAUACUCUUCUUUUGCAAGAAUGAUGGUGGUUGGUCACAGUUUAGAGCAACAAAGGAAGAGAAUGGAUCCCACAACAAAUGAACCUUUGUUCACAAAUUGUACUAGGGAUUUUAUUGGCACUGUUGAUUACAUAUUUUACACAGCUGACUCUUUGACAGUGGAAUCACUAUUGGAACUCUUGGAUGAGGAAAGCUUGCGCAAAGACACAGCUCUUCCUUCUGCUGAGUGGUCAUCGGAUCAUCUAGCACUUUUAGCAGAAUUCCGGUGCAAGCCUAGAGUCAGACGUUGAAAUUAGAGGUCUUUUUCUCCGACCUGUUUGUCACUGUUUGUAUGGAGAAGUUGAGGAGGAUGAUAAAGGAAGUCCAUCUGGUAGUCCUCUCUAACAAGGUAGAUAAUGUUCAUUGUGCUCUCUCACGAUGUUUCCAUUCUUGUGGGCUUAUUAUUGAUCUACUUGUAUCAUUGUCGGUGUCUCAUAGAAAACUGCUUAAUCUAUUUUCUUUUCAGAAAAAAGUUCAGGGUUGAUCUUUUUUCUAGCCAUUGUCUAGUAUAAUCUUUUUUUAUUUAAAUGAGGCUUCCCGCUACAAGUUCUGAAUGUGUUACACUUUAUUUCUUUGUCCGCAAAGCGGAAUGUCGUGCGUUCGUCA
Messenger RNA from Phoenix dactylifera (date palm), 2685 nucleotides. RefSeq names its product carbon catabolite repressor protein 4 homolog 1-like. Gene Ontology annotation, molecular function: 3'-5'-RNA exonuclease activity. The record is from RefSeq and is a predicted model, not a curated record. Lineage: Eukaryota; Viridiplantae; Streptophyta; Magnoliopsida; Arecales; Arecaceae.